Postia placenta MAD-698-R-SB12 is the source of this 1240-nucleotide messenger RNA. RefSeq lists its product as hypothetical. Gene Ontology annotation, biological process: regulation of DNA-templated transcription. Lineage: Eukaryota; Fungi; Basidiomycota; Agaricomycetes; Polyporales; Adustoporiaceae. The transcript has 3 exons. The coding region runs from base 1 to 996 and encodes 331 amino acids. The record is from RefSeq and is a predicted model, not a curated record. Gene Ontology annotation, molecular function: DNA-binding transcription factor activity.
AUGUCCUCCAAGCGCGGCCGUAAGCGCAACGACAAUCUCCCCCCAAACCGCGCACGAGACGUCCAGCGAGCGUUUCGCGCCCGCCGCGCAGCACAUCUCGAGGCCUUAGAACAGCGCGUCGCAGAGCUCGAGGAGGAGAACAACGCCCUCCGCGCCGCACUAGCUCUUCCGCCCGCUAAUCGCCUCCCGCUGGGCAAGGGCCCCACCGGGAAGGACAAACCAAAAUCCGGUGCUCACCAAGCAUCGUCCGGCUCAGGCCCCUCGUCCCUUCCACCCCUCUCUGCGCUUCCGCACCUCUCCCCGACGUCUUCACUGCCGUCGGGGAGUCGUACAGAUUCGCCCUCAUCAAAUUCAACCCGCACGCACUCCCUUUCGCCCACCGGCAUGAAUGCCUCGCUCGGACAUGCACCAAAUCCCUUGCCCAACAUAGACAGCGGCUGGGACGACCCCAUGUUCAUGCCUAAAGAACAGCCUGAAGCUGGGUCCUCGUCACAGACCACUUCUUAUACUGUCCCGCCCGUUCCGGGCCCUUCGUCGCAUUCCCCGUCCUACUCUUCCUCCACUCGACAGACAAUGGAGGACAUGUACAUGCCCAUGCCAUCCAACUACUCAAGCACCGUGGACAGACCCAUGCCGAGCGCCACAGACACCUUCUCAUACUCACAGCCCUCAUUUCCCACGCACGCCAACCACAUGCAUGCUCAUUCGUCCCCCGCCUCCGCCGUGUCGCCCACCAUGCCGCCGCCGACUGGCGGACUGUCCAUGCAGUCCCCCGUGCAGUACGCGCAUCGCCGAUCGAUUACCGAGCCGCACGGGUAUCGCUCUGCCAUGGGCGGCCAGAUCCCCUCCAUCCCGCAGAUGCGCCUGCCGCAGCCGACACCCCAUCCGCUGCGCAUACCGUCUCCAUCGCAGCUGGCGGGCAACGGGGCGCCGUCCCAGCUCUCUGGGUACGACGUGAGUGGAGAGAGACGGAUGGACCGCUCUGGCAUGCGGUAGCCAUAGAGCGCCUGCGCUGCUACAUUUUCUUGGUUACCAUAAUUUUGGUCGCACCCGUGUUGUCGCAUUCCCGCAAGAACAUUGCAUUUCGUCAUAUGACAAAUUGUAUCCGUACUCACAAGACCUGUCUCCAGUGCAGCUGCUUUCCCCUGCUAUCAUACAUGUACAUCGCAGCGCCAUAGUUAGACCUGCCUACACCGAGGCUAGCCCUCGUAAUAAAUAAUAUGCAUAGGUGCGAUGCUUC